Messenger RNA from Homo sapiens (human), 8776 nucleotides. RefSeq names its product nephrocystin 4 (gene NPHP4). The record is from RefSeq and is a predicted model, not a curated record. NCBI's taxonomy places the organism in Eukaryota, Metazoa, Chordata, Mammalia, Primates, Hominidae. The transcript has 31 exons. Gene Ontology annotation, biological process: negative regulation of canonical Wnt signaling pathway. Bases 4570 to 8322 code for a protein of 1250 amino acids. Gene Ontology annotation, cellular component: nucleus; cytoplasm; ciliary transition zone.
GCUGCGAAUCUGUCCUGAAGUUAAAGAGGAGACAGCAUUAGCCCUGGGUUCCUUUGGUGCUCUUACUUUUUCCCUCUGGGCCUCUCUUCUCCCUUGGCCUCUCCUGGCCUCCUUGAUUGAGGUAGUGGGAGGUAGUUAUAAUAGCUUACAGUAUUAUAUCUAUAAUACUAUUAUAAUAGCUAGUUAUAAUAGCUAGCUGUGUGACCUUGGAUUGGCUGUUUAUCCUUUCUGAGUCUCAGUGUUCUCAUCUGUAAGAUGGCGAUAAUGAUGAUUCUCAUUUGGCAGAGUUGUUGGAAUAGUAACCAUAGAAUGUGAGUUCCUGUCUUGCAUCAGGGGCUCAUUAAAAGUGGGUGUAUUUUCUUCUUCUUCUUUUUUUUUUUCCCCUGGAGAGCCCACUGUACCCUUUUCUUGGGUUCAAGACCUGGAGCCUUCUCGAUUUUCUCUUUUAUUGUUGAUUUGGCCCCAAAGGCCCCUCUGCACUUCCUCCAGGGCAUUUGUAUUUCAUCCUUAAAAGACUUUUGCUGAAGACCCAGCCUGGUGUCAUGGAGCUCACAGUCUCGCAGGACUACAGCACAGCCCUGGUGAAGCGUGGUGGCUCUUCUGUCACCUGCCCUGUGUGGGAGCAGCCGGAGGUGGGGGAUGGGGCUCUCGCUCUGAGGAGGGAGCAUUUGGUUUGACUCCUAGAGGCCAGAGCAGAGGUGGAAAGGAGCAAGGAGCAGGUGGAAGGGCACCCGGAGAGGUUUGUGAGGUGCUGGGAUGGCAGUGAGAGCUGCUGCGGGCGCUUGGGCUCCCACCUGCAGAGUCUCAGGUGUCACCUCGGCCUCCGUGGCCCCUCAGACUAGGACUGCCCUGCCUCCACAUCCCGAGCCUCAGGACUUCCGUGUGGGUGGCAGGUGCUUUCGGAAUGGAUGCCCUUCCGCCUAGUGUCUGCCCUCCUAGUACAGCAGGGGGCCGGCAUGCUUCAUGCUCCCUGUGAGGGUCGACUGGCGUAUGCACGUCCUUCAGCAGUGUCCUUGGGCCAAGUGUGGCACUGAGUCCUGCAGACACCCAGGGAGAGGGCAGGAGGCACCGGGUCAGAAAUCUGGGGCAGGUGAGGAGCAUGGGCAUCUGCGUCAGGAGAGACUUCCUCUCUGAAAUCCCCACCUGGGGCCAUCACGGCCUGCAUUGUGUGUGAAUACAUUUCUGAAUGUUAUAAAACAUCAGUGGGAAAGAAAAGCUUGAGGGUAGCUUUGCUAAAGCUUCUGUUUGGUUCCGUGACCAUUUACUGAGUUGUGACGGUACCAAGAACACAGGAGGAAUGAGGCUUCUUUCUUCAAGAACUUGGCCAGCGAGCAAUUCAACACAAGAUAGGUGACGAAUGAUGUGACCAAGGGAAGCACAGGGGCCAUGUGAGCCUGGGGCCUGGACCCUGGGAGCACCUGGGAAGCCCUCCUGGGGGAGAUGGCCCUUGAGCUGGUAUUGGUCAGGUGUCUUCUGCUUAUAAGUCGUGGACAGCUGUAUGAUUUCCUGUGGCUCCUGUAAGAAAGUCCCACAGACUUGGUUGCUUAAAAGUAGCACAAAUUUGUUCUUUUCCAGUUAGGCCGGUCAGAAGUCCAAAGUCGGCUCUCCCUGUGGUGGCUCCUGGGGCUCUGGGCUGGCAUGGUGUGGGCAGUUGUGGGCAUUGGAGGAGAGACAUCCUGGGCUCAAGUCUCCCGGGGAAGACUGAUGGCUCAGUGUGGGCCAUGUGUUCCUCCUUGAAGCAAUCACUGCAGUCUCUGGCUGGAAUCGGGGAGCAGCUCUCCCCAUACAUGGAAUUGGGUCAGGGUCCUCCACAAAACAAGGGAAGUUGAGCGACAAAAAUAGCCCACAGAGAACAAAAAGGAACAAACCAGCAUGUGUGCCUGCUGGAUUCACACAGGACCAGACUGAGUCUGGUCCUCAGGAAUACCUGGCCCACAUGCAGCAUCUGCGUGCACUGUGGGUGGAGGCGGGACGCUGGGCCAAGGAUGCAGCGUCUGGGUGCACUGUGGGUGGAGGCGGGACCCUGGGCCAAGGAUGCAGCGUCUGGGUGCACUGUGGGUGGAGGCGGGACCCUGGGCCAAGGCCCCUCUCAGGCUGCCUGGUCAUGUCCUCUCGGUUCCCACACAUGCCGGGAGCAUGCAGGGGGUGAACCAUUAGCACAACCCUUCUCAAACUUUUUGGUCUCAGAUCCCUUUACCCUUUAAAAGAUUAUUGAGGACCCCAAAGAACUUUUGUUUAUGUGAGUUAUAUCUACCAAUGUUUACUGCCAUAGAAGUUAAAACUGAGAAAUGUUAAAAAUAUUAAUUUAUUUAAAAAUAAGGCUGUGACAUGUUAACAUAAAAACAUUUUUUACAAAAACCAACUAUAUUAUCCAAAACAAAAAAAAAUUUAGAAGAGUGGGAUUCUUUUGCAUUCUUGCAAAUAUCUUUACAGUCUCCUUAAGAGAGGACAGCUGAAGGCUCCUGUUUGCUUCUGUACUCAGUCUGUUGCCUUGUGUUGCCUUGGUUGAAGUAUGUGAAGGAAAUCCAUCCCGAUCUAGUUAGGGAGGAGUCUCUUGGGUCAUUGUGGAUAUUCUUUGCUGCUGCAUUGAAACCCUACGAGCAGAAGUUUCUUAAGGAUUUGUUCUAAAGCAGAGUCUCCACCAUGUGAAUGAACUCUUCGUGCUCUGACAUUAAACUCCUUUGGUCUGUCUUGCACUUUGGGUGGAUGUUUUCUUCUUGCAGGAUUUUGUACCAUUACGCAUUGUUCAGAAAAUAUUGGUUCACGGAGUCAUGCAGACCUUCCAACUAUUGACACAUUUAAUGGUGUAACCUUAGAAGAUCACGUUAUAUCACUGCCCCUCUCAUCAGGAAAGUCUUGAAGAAGUGUGAAGCUAGUAGGCUCAUGGUAGAGGAUACAAAUGUUCUUAAUUCUCAUUUUUGCUUGGAAACUCCAUUUUUGUUGCAGUUGUUUUCCCGGAAGUGACAUGCUAACUUUGUUCACGUUUGAGAAGAUGUCUGCCAAGUACCCAUGUUUGUCUCUCAGUCAUUCUUCUUAGUGAAAAUGGUGUUGAAUAAUAAAAGCGGUGUGUUCAGCAUGCAGCCCAGUCACAGCCAGGCUUCCCCGGGGAUGACUGUUGCCUUUCAGUUUGCAGCAGAAAUGCUUGUUGUGUAUUUUCCAUUUCGUCUCACAAAAUUAAGAACGUGUGUACUCAAAGGUCAAGAAGUAAUAAGAUUAAUAGUUUUUCCGGCUUCACCAAGGAUGUUCUUACUUGAAGCUGCCUUGUUCUUUUCUGUGAGAGGUUGGGAGGACCUCACUCAACCCAACCAGCCUUGGGUUGAGUGAGGCCCCAGUGGCUUUCCCUGCUGCUGCCUCUGCCCCACCAUGCCACCAUGGUGAAAGAGAUAACACCUGGGUGUCAUGAAAAUAGUUUUGACCUUGUAGAGCCCCUGACAGGAUCCUGUUGAACCUUGGGUUUGGGGAAUGUACUUAGAGAGCUGCUGUCUUAGAAGGCCAAACCCACUUCUUUUUCUCCUUACUCGCCAUUUUAGUUUACGGAAUUCAACCUCUUCUUGAGGUUCAGAUCUUUGGAUUCUGUGUUGGCUAGAGAAGAUUUAGAUCCCGGUCUGGCUGGACAGGAUCAGAUAACACUCAAAACGGGCCAAGACCCACCAAGAAGCUGGUAACACCUGAAACCUGUCCCCAAAUGGCUUUAGCAACAAGAGACUUUGUUCAUGUAGCUGAAGUGUCGUGGGGUGACCAACUGAGGUCUCUAAUAAUGACAUGGGGACCCAGUGGCCCUCACUCCUACCUUUUCCUCUCUGCUUGUUUUUAUGUGUGUCCUAAGGUGGCCCCGGGCAGUUUCAGGCUGACCACCUCUUGGCCCAAGGGCUGUAUUCCCUCUCUCAUGCUCCCUGGGUCCCCUACAAGACAGUCUUAACGCUAGGACUGUAUUUCAGCAGCCACCCACCCCUGGUGUCCUUGUGUGGUAUCCAACUUACACAGCUGAAUAAAACAUCCCUUCAUGUCCCCAUCCGGAACCAGCCACAGAGGUAAUUCGCAUAGUUCAAAGUUGACAAGGAUACACAGGAAAAGUGAAUCAUCCCAUGUUGACCCCAGAGAGCGCGCCAGCCUUGGAAGGAAUCCACGGCAUUCCAGUGUGUCCUCAAGUGGCUGGACGGACCGGUAAUUAGGCAGGGCGUGCUGGAGGUACUGUCAGAGGUUGAAUGCCAUCUGCGAGUGUCUUUCUUUGAUGUCACCUACCGGCACUUCUUUGGGAGGACGUGGAAAACCACAGUGAAGCCGACGAAGAGACCGCCGUCCAGGAUCGUCUUUAAUGAGCCCUUGUAUUUUCACACAUCCCUAAACCACCCUCAUAUCGUGGCUGUGGUGGAAGUGGUCGCUGAGGGCAAGAAACGGGAUGGGAGCCUCCAGACAUUGUCCUGUGGGUUUGGAAUUCUUCGGAUCUUCAGCAACCAGCCGGACUCUCCUAUCUCUGCUUCCCAGGACAAAAGGUUGCGGCUGUACCAUGGCACCCCCAGAGCCCUCCUGCACCCGCUUCUCCAGGACCCCGCAGAGCAAAACAGACACAUGACCCUCAUUGAGAACUGCAGCCUGCAGUACACGCUGAAGCCACACCCGGCCCUGGAGCCUGCGUUCCACCUUCUUCCUGAGAACCUUCUGGUGUCUGGUCUGCAGCAGAUACCUGGCCUGCUUCCAGCUCAUGGAGAAUCCGGCGACGCUCUCCGAAAGCCUCGCCUCCAGAAGCCCAUCACGGGGCACUUGGAUGACUUAUUCUUCACCCUGUACCCCUCCCUGGAGAAGUUUGAGGAAGAGCUGCUGGAGCUCCACGUCCAGGACCACUUCCAGGAGGGAUGUGGCCCACUGGACGGUGGUGCCCUGGAGAUCCUGGAGCGGCGCCUGCGUGUGGGCGUGCACAAUGGUCUGGGCUUCGUGCAGAGGCCGCAGGUCGUUGUACUGGUGCCUGAGAUGGAUGUGGCCUUGACGCGCUCAGCUAGCUUCAGCAGGAAAGUGGUCUCCUCUUCCAAGACCAGCUCCGGGAGCCAAGCUCUGGUUUUGAGAAGCCGCCUCCGCCUCCCAGAGAUGGUCGGCCACCCUGCAUUUGCGGUCAUCUUCCAGCUGGAGUACGUGUUCAGCAGCCCUGCAGGAGUGGACGGCAAUGCAGCUUCGGUCACCUCUCUGUCCAACCUGGCAUGCAUGCACAUGGUCCGCUGGGCUGUUUGGAACCCCUUGCUGGAAGCUGAUUCUGGAAGGGUGACCCUGCCUCUGCAGGGUGGGAUCCAGCCCAACCCCUCGCACUGUCUGGUCUACAAGGUACCCUCAGCCAGCAUGAGCUCUGAAGAGGUGAAGCAGGUGGAGUCGGGUACACUCCGGUUCCAGUUCUCGCUGGGCUCAGAAGAACACCUGGAUGCACCCACGGAGCCUGUCAGUGGCCCCAAAGUGGAGCGGCGGCCUUCCAGGAAACCACCCACGUCCCCUUCGAGCCCGCCAGCGCCAGUACCUCGAGUUCUCGCUGCCCCGCAGAACUCACCUGUGGGACCAGGGUUGUCAAUUUCCCAGCUGGCGGCCUCCCCGCGGUCCCCGACUCAGCACUGCUUGGCCAGGCCUACUUCACAGCUACCCCAUGGCUCUCAGGCCUCCCCGGCCCAGGCACAGGAGUUCCCGUUGGAGGCCGGUAUCUCCCACCUGGAAGCCGACCUGAGCCAGACCUCCCUGGUCCUGGAAACAUCCAUUGCCGAACAGUUACAGGAGCUGCCGUUCACGCCUUUGCAUGCCCCUAUUGUUGUGGGAACCCAGACCAGGAGCUCUGCAGGGCAGCCCUCGAGAGCCUCCAUGGUGCUCCUGCAGUCCUCCGGCUUUCCCGAGAUUCUGGAUGCCAAUAAACAGCCAGCCGAGGCUGUCAGCGCUACAGAACCUGUGACGUUUAACCCUCAGAAGGAAGAAUCAGAUUGUCUACAAAGCAACGAGAUGGUGCUACAGUUUCUUGCCUUUAGCAGAGUGGCCCAGGACUGCCGAGGAACAUCAUGGCCAAAGACUGUGUAUUUCACCUUCCAGUUCUACCGCUUCCCACCCGCAACGACGCCACGACUGCAGCUGGUCCAGCUGGAUGAGGCCGGCCAGCCCAGCUCUGGCGCCCUGACCCACAUCCUCGUGCCUGUGAGCAGAGAUGGCACCUUUGAUGCUGGGUCUCCUGGCUUCCAGCUGAGGUACAUGGUGGGCCCUGGGUUCCUGAAGCCAGGUGAGCGGCGCUGCUUUGCCCGCUACCUGGCCGUGCAGACCCUGCAGAUUGACGUCUGGGACGGAGACUCCCUGCUGCUCAUCGGAUCUGCUGCCGUCCAGAUGAAGCAUCUCCUCCGCCAAGGCCGGCCGGCUGUGCAGGCCUCCCACGAGCUUGAGGUCGUGGCAACUGAAUACGAGCAGGACAACAUGGUGGUGAGUGGAGACAUGCUGGGGUUUGGCCGCGUCAAGCCCAUCGGCGUCCACUCGGUGGUGAAGGGCCGGCUGCACCUGACUUUGGCCAACGUGGGUCACCCGUGUGAACAGAAAGUGAGAGGUUGUAGCACAUUGCCACCGUCCAGAUCUCGGGUCAUCUCAAACGAUGGAGCCAGCCGCUUCUCUGGAGGCAGCCUCCUCACGACUGGAAGCUCAAGGCGAAAACACGUGGUGCAAGCACAGAAGCUGGCGGACGUGGACAGUGAGCUGGCUGCCAUGCUACUGACCCAUGCCCGGCAGGGCAAGGGGCCCCAGGACGUCAGCCGCGAGUCGGAUGCCACCCGCAGGCGUAAGCUGGAGCGGAUGAGGUCUGUGCGCCUGCAGGAGGCCGGGGGAGACUUGGGCCGGCGCGGGACGAGCGUGUUGGCGCAGCAGAGCGUCCGCACACAGCACUUGCGGGACCUACAGGUCAUCGCCGCCUACCGGGAACGCACGAAGGCCGAGAGCAUCGCCAGCCUGCUGAGCCUGGCCAUCACCACGGAGCACACGCUCCACGCCACGCUGGGGGUCGCCGAGUUCUUUGAGUUUGUGCUUAAGAACCCCCACAACACACAGCACACGGUGACUGUGGAGAUCGACAACCCCGAGCUCAGCGUCAUCGUGGACAGUCAGGAGUGGAGGGACUUCAAGGGUGCUGCUGGCCUGCACACACCGGUGGAGGAGGACAUGUUCCACCUGCGUGGCAGCCUGGCCCCCCAGCUCUACCUGCGCCCCCACGAGACCGCCCACGUCCCCUUCAAGUUCCAGAGCUUCUCUGCAGGGCAGCUGGCCAUGGUGCAGGCCUCUCCUGGGUUGAGCAACGAGAAGGGCAUGGACGCCGUGUCACCUUGGAAGUCCAGCGCAGUGCCCACUAAACACGCCAAGGUCUUGUUCCGAGCGAGUGGUGGCAAGCCCAUCGCCGUGCUCUGCCUGACUGUGGAGCUGCAGCCCCACGUGGUGGACCAGGUCUUCCGCUUCUAUCACCCGGAGCUCUCCUUCCUGAAGAAGGCCAUCCGCCUGCCGCCCUGGCACACAUUUCCAGGUGCUCCGGUGGGAAUGCUUGGUGAGGACCCCCCAGUCCAUGUUCGCUGCAGCGACCCGAACGUCAUCUGUGAGACCCAGAAUGUGGGCCCCGGGGAACCACGGGACAUAUUUCUGAAGGUGGCCAGUGGUCCAAGCCCGGAGAUCAAAGACUUCUUUGUCAUCAUUUACUCGGAUCGCUGGCUGGCGACACCCACACAGACGUGGCAGGUCUACCUCCACUCCCUGCAGCGCGUGGAUGUCUCCUGCGUCGCAGGCCAGCUGACCCGCCUGUCCCUUGUCCUUCGGGGGACACAGACAGUGAGGAAAGUGAGAGCUUUCACCUCUCAUCCCCAGGAGCUGAAGACAGACCCCAAAGGUGUCUUCGUGCUGCCGCCUCGUGGGGUGCAGGACCUGCAUGUUGGCGUGAGGCCCCUUAGGGCCGGCAGCCGCUUUGUCCAUCUCAACCUGGUGGACGUGGAUUGCCACCAGCUGGUGGCCUCCUGGCUCGUGUGCCUCUGCUGCCGCCAGCCGCUCAUCUCCAAGGCCUUUGAGAUCAUGUUGGCUGCGGGCGAAGGGAAGGGUGUCAACAAGAGGAUCACCUACACCAACCCCUACCCCUCCCGGAGGACAUUCCACCUGCACAGCGACCACCCGGAGCUGCUGCGGUUCAGAGAGGACUCCUUCCAGGUCGGGGGUGGAGAGACCUACACCAUCGGCUUGCAGUUUGCGCCUAGUCAGAGAGUGGGUGAGGAGGAGAUCCUGAUCUACAUCAAUGACCAUGAGGACAAAAACGAAGAGGCAUUUUGCGUGAAGGUCAUCUACCAGUGAGGGCUUGAGGGUGACGUCCUUCCUGCGGCACCCAGCUGGGGCCUGUCUGUGCCCCUCCUGCCCUGCAGGCUGUCCUCCCCGCCUCUCUGCAGCCUUUCACUUCAGUGCCCACCUGGCUGACCUGUGCACUUGGCUGAGGAAGCAGAGACCGAGCGCUGGUCAUUUUGUAGUACCUGCAUCCAGCUUAGCUGCUGCUGACACCCAGCAGGCCUGGGUUCCGUGAGCGCGAACUCCGUGGUGGUGGGUCUGGCUCUGGUGCUGCCAUCUACGCAUGUGGGACCCUCGUUAUCGCUGUUGCUCAAAAUGUAUUUUAUGAAUCAUCCUAAAUGAGAAAAUUAUGUUUUUCUUACUGGAUUUUGUACAAACAUAAUCUAUUAUUUGCUAUGCAAUAUUUUAUGCUGGUAUUAUAUCUGUUUUUUAAAUUGUUGAACAAAAUACUAAACUUUUACACGUC